AAAAAAGUGAAAAAAAUCUUCAAUGGAAUAUGAGCGUGGCUGUACAUCUGCAUUGCCAGUCGGCAAGAUGUCUUCUUAUCAUGGUGUAUUACCAAUUAUAGAAACUUCUACAUUCUGCACCACCACACUACUCUAGAAUCUUCCGGAUCGAACUAAACCCCCACAUACCUGCUUGCUUUCGAAUCUUCAUUUCUUCCAUUUAAUAAUUCAACCAUCGCAAUUCGUCUUCCCCGAGAAGCAAAUUGAAGAACUUAUUAACCUCUGCGCGAUUCAGUAAGUGAACGUAUCACCAUUAGCUGCCGAUUUCAGACACGCAUUGUCUCGAACGCUUCGCAAAUGGCAGAGGACGGCACCGUCACGCUGUACAGCGGAUGCGCGAUCACCGAUGCGAAGAAGAAUUCUCUGUCUAUCAAGAUCGGAAUCGCCCAAAUGCUCCGCGGCGGAGCCAUUGUGGAGGUCAGCACCGUCGACCAGGCCAGAACCGCCGAGUCAGCCGGAGCUUGCUGCGUAAUCGUCUCUGAACCGCUUUCUAGCGGUAUUUCGCGGAUGCCAGAUCCAGCAAUCAUCAAGGAGAUCAAAAGAGCCGUCUCUAUUCCAGUAAUGGCGAAGUCCAGGGUCGGGCAUUUCGUGGAAGCGCAGAUUCUUGAGACUGUCGGGGUAGACUACAUCGAUGAGAGCGAGCUCUUAGCCGUCACGGACGAAGAUCAUUUCAUCAACAAGCACAAUUUUAGAGUCCCGUUUGUCUGUGGCUCUCGAGAUCUCGGGGAGGCUUUGAGGCGAGUGAGAGAAGGGGCGGCCAUGAUCAGAACUCAAGGUGAACUCACAGGUUCAGGAAACAUUGUGGAGACAGUCAGGAACGUGAGGAAAGUGAUGGGAGACAUUCGAGUGCUAAACAACAUGGAUGAAGAUGAGGUUUUCGCCUUCUCUAAGAAGAUCUCUGCUCCUUAUGACAUCGUUGCCCAGACAAAGCAAAUGUCUAGGCUUCCAGUUGUCCAUUUCGCUUCCGGGGGGAUCUCCACCCCUGCUGAUGCUGCACUUAUGAUGCAGCUGGGUUGUGAUGGAGUCUUUCUGGGUCAAGAGGUCUUCAAUUGCUUUGACCCUUACAAGAAACUCAGAGCAAUCGUGCACGCCGUGAGGAACUAUAAUGAUCCACACGUUCUGGCCCAGGCCAGCAGUGGCUUAGAGGAUGCUACGGACAGGCUAAACCUUGUCAGAGCAGGCUCGAACAAUUAAGUACUGAGUACCCCUACUUUACUGUGUUUCUUUUCUGUGUAGAGUCUGUCUUCCUGAUAACUUCUUUACCCUUGCAAUGAAAUAAUACCAGUGUCUAUCAUAUGUCUGUAUGCUUGCUUAUACAUGUCUCUGGUUUCAUGACCUAAAAAUUUGCACUUCUCGUUUUAGUCAUAAACUGUGAUCAUUUCUAUACAAACCUGCUUUGAUAUGAGCAACAUUCACGGUGUUUUCCACUUUAAUCAUUUAAUAUUUUGUGAAC
This is a messenger RNA of Cuscuta europaea, 1492 nucleotides long. The record is from the annotation of a GenBank genome assembly. Lineage: Eukaryota; Viridiplantae; Streptophyta; Magnoliopsida; Solanales; Convolvulaceae.